This is a messenger RNA of Ascochyta rabiei, 1538 nucleotides long. RefSeq names its product DNA kinase/phosphatase Pnk1, variant 2. The transcript is spliced from 7 exons. Gene Ontology annotation, molecular function: double-stranded DNA binding; polynucleotide 3'-phosphatase activity; ATP-dependent polydeoxyribonucleotide 5'-hydroxyl-kinase activity. NCBI's taxonomy places the organism in Eukaryota, Fungi, Ascomycota, Dothideomycetes, Pleosporales, Didymellaceae. The coding region runs from base 348 to 1538 and encodes 396 amino acids. Gene Ontology annotation, biological process: DNA repair. The record is from RefSeq and is a predicted model, not a curated record.
AUGAGGAAGCGACCUAGCAGCGGCGAAAAACAAGUGUCUCCUCCACCAGCAAAAAGGCGGCAGCAGUCCCACACGACAAGUGAGCUGUGGCAAUGCGAAUGCGACUAGUUUUAGCUCACAUGAAAUGCAGACAAAGCAGUAGCCAGUUUCUUCACUCCCGCGUCGAAGAAAGAGCCUGAGACGAUGACGUGGCGAGUCGUGAAGGACAGCCUGCUUGUCGGCCGAUACAAUGCUUCAUCUACAGCUCCACUAGCCAGUACAGCCAAGCGGAGAGUGGCAGCUUUUGAUUUCGUAUGUCUGCAGGAAGACGCAAGCAGCUCGUUUGUUUGUGCGACAAUUUUUCGCUAAUGUUAGUACUGCAGGAUUCAACAUUAGUGACGACUGCAUCUGGAAAGAAGUUUGGCCGUGAUGCCAGCGACUGGAAAUGGUGGCACAGCAGUGUCCCAGGAGCUCUCAGGAAGCUUCACGAGGACGGGUUCCUUCUUGCAGUGAUGAGCAACCAAGGCGGUAUCAGCCUCAAAUCAGAUCCGAAGACUGUCAAGUCUGACCAGAAGCGAUUGGCGGACUUCAAGGGUAAAGUCUCGGCAGUGCUCAGCCAGCUCAGCCUACCGGUCACGGUGUAUGCAGCUACGGGCCGGGACGGAUAUCGCAAACCACGAGUGGGAAUGUGGGUAGAGUUAUUGGAUGAUCACGACCUUGAUGGCAUGGAAGCCGUUGACCUAGAGAACUCUUUUUUUGUUGGCGACGCCGGUGGCCGCGAGGCGGUGGCUGGAAUAAGCGUCAACGACCACUCAUGUGUCGACAGGGAUUUUGCAGCCAACGUAGGCUUACCAUUCCAUACGCCGGAGGAGUACUUUCUGCAACAGAGUCCUAGUCCGUUUGGGAGGAGCUUCGAUCCAACUACUUUCACAAACAAGCUGGUCGAUAAUCCAAGACCUGCAGAUCCCAUCAUUACGAAGACUGACGUAUUGGAGAUCGUCCUUUUAGUCGGUAGCCCCGGUGCUGGCAAGUCGUCGUUCUAUUGGAAGCAUCUACAACCGCUGGGUUAUGCCCGUGUCAACCAAGACAUCCUCAAGACUGUAAGUGCUUCGGCAUCGUUUACAUGCAUGAUCACACGUGCUGUACCACCUGUCGGCGCAUUGAGUAACAGCUUGAAACAGCGCGAGAAAUGCGUAAAAGCAGCCACUGCGCUCAUCGAAGAAGGCACAAGUGUGGUGGUUGAUAACACCAACGCGGACCAAGAUGUGCGCGCCGUAUGGGUGAAUCUGGCAAAGAAACACUCCAUGCCCAUUCGCUGCAUACUCUUUACAGCAUCGGCUAAACUGUGUGAACACAACGACACAUUCCGUGCGUUGAAUCUUGGUCCAGAAGCCAAUCCCGAAAACAGGACCAUGUUGCCGAAAAUUGCGUUCACCAGCUUUGCGUCAAGACACCGUGCACCAAAGCUGGAGGAGGGGUUCCAAGAGAUCAUCAAGGUAGACUUCGCGUUCACUGGCUCCGAUGAGCAGAGGGAGCUAUGGAGCAAGUACUGGGUAUGA